Molecule: messenger RNA, 2937 nt
Organism: Volvox carteri f. nagariensis
Lineage: Eukaryota; Viridiplantae; Chlorophyta; Chlorophyceae; Chlamydomonadales; Volvocaceae
Exons: 3
Coding region: 1-2937 (978 amino acids)
Source: RefSeq, a predicted model, not a curated record
AUGCUUAUUCGAAACCAGCACCUCCGGAUGCGUCGACAGCACAUGCCGGAAAAGGAACGAAGGCAUCGGCAGGCGCCAUCACUUCUCUCCAGGGCCCAGGACGAGCUGCCAGCCUGGAUGGCAACCGACCCCGCUGAUGGCCCCCUGCAACUAACCGGGCAGGGCUCCACGCUGGAAAACCCGCAGCCGCACCCGCAGCCGCACCCGCAGCACCAAAUCCAUCAACCUCAACAAGCGCCGCGGGAGCUACCUCAGGAACCUAGACGGGUCGUGGUCGACUCUCAAGCCCAGCCCGCACGUCCCGCCACAUCUUCCACCGCCACGGCUGCUUUCCCCGCCACCGCCGUCGCCGCCGCUGCCUCUCCCGCCGCCGCCAGCCCCGUUGUCCUCCAGCCCAACCCACACGCCAACAUCGCAGACCUGCCGCGGGCCUACCCUUACCAGCUCAAUGGCACCGGCGGCGGCUGUCGCCGUACACCUGGCGGCGGCGGCAGCAUUGCCGCGAACCUCCGUCGUCAGCGCAGUCCGUUUUCAGCACAGCUACAGCCACAGCCGCUGCCGGCGCACUUGCGCUCCGUCAUCGGUUCCGUGGCUGACGUGCGAGCAGCUGAAAUGCCGCCGGAGCCCCGCGCCUGGUAUGACGCCAAGCUCUUGGCCCAGCUGCCUCCUCUUCACGCCGCAGCCACUAGCCCUAACCAACUGGCAUCUGAACUCUCCAGCCUCAGCCGGCGGCUAGACUGUGCCGUACAAUCCCUGUCGGCGCUAUCGGCCCUGUCGGCGCUGUCGUGCUUAGCUUCCGUGUCAAGUCCGCAGCGGCCGUUGCAUCCGGCAGCAGCAGCAGCAGCAGCCGCUGAAGUGUACUCGGGGGGUGUCACGGGGCGGGGCGGCGGUGGAACGGUCGGCGGACUGCGUGGGCUUCCCGGGGGGCCUCCCGGGGCGGGGCCUCCGGCUCAGGGUUUGGACCAGGGUGGUGCAGCGGGCCGUUCUGGUGACCCAGCACGACAUGAAACUACGCUCGCAUACGGGGGUGCGCGGACGGCUACCGCGGCUGGCGCUGCCGCUGCCGCUGCCGCUGCGGCGGCGGCUGACUCCAGGGUGGACGUGGAUCCAGGCUCGGUGCUCCUCGGUCCCGGCGGACCUUAUGUGAUCCAACGACAACGCCGUUCUGAAGGGUUCGUGGGGGAGAAGAGCCCCGGCAGCAGUGGGGGCGGUAGCGGCGACGGGGAUGGUGGCGCCGCGUGUGUAGACACCACCCCACCUCGUCAGCUGCAGCAACAGCUCCAAGACCACCAACGCCAACCACCAACGCUCAACGAACCCAACCACCUGGAGGCAUCGGUCAGUUGGGACAACCACCGCCAGGUUGGGCUUGAUGGAGCCGCGACGGUCGUCGUUCAGGGACAGCCAUUGGCCGUCUCUGGUACCGGUAGUGGUAGUGACAGUGGUGGCGGCAGUGGUGGCGGUAGCGGUAGCUGGCGCAGAUAUGGAGGGGGAGGGGGGAGUGGCGUGGAAAUUGGAGGUGGCGCUGUUGCGAUGGAUGUCGUUCAGUCGCAGAUAGCCGGAGGCGAGAGGUGGGCACCGCCGUUGUGGAAGUCCAGGGGCGGAGUCGGACAGCCUGGCCGCUCGGAGGGUGCUUCGGCAGUGGUGGCGGCGGUGGGGGGGGUGGCUGCGGGCAGUGCGGAGGGCCGCAGCGACCGCGGCGCUGAGGGCGAUGCGGAGUCCACCACGGGUGAUGGCGCUGGUAGCGGUCAGCGCAAGAGCGGCAGUAGCGGCGGUAGCAGUAGCGGUAGCACUACUAUCACCGCCACGGCUACGACGGAGAGCAGCACUCGUAGCUGGGAUUACGUGACGCUGUAUCCAGCAGCCCCGGUCGCGUUUGAAGGGGUUGGAGCGGCGGCGGUUAGGGAAGCGGCUGCCGUGUUUGGGGGUGGGGAUGUUUCGGACGUGGAGGCCAGCUCUCCCCUUCGCGAUGGCUCGUCUGACGACAGCAUCGACCGUGGUAGCGGCCGUGGCGCCGGCGAUAGUACGAGCACAUCGCAGCGCGGCAUCGCCGAUACCCCGUCAUCCGUACCGGCAAGCAAGGCAAGGAGGGCAGUGCAGCCAAACGAGGAGCCACCCUGGGUGCGGCGCUCGGGCAACAGUAGCAGUAGCAAGAACAGGAGUAGCAGUAGCAGUGGUGACAGGGCCCGGAAGAGCUCCGGUGGCCGUGAUGCCGUACAUGCCGUACAGGCGACAGUGUUUCAGGGGGAGGUAGAGGAACAGACGCAGCGCGGAGGUGGCGGUGUAUUAUCUGGUGCCGCGGCAUGGGACGACCAGCCACCACGGGCGGUAGGGGCGGUAACGACGGACGUCGGCAGUUCCGAUGGCGACGACUUUGGCGAAGGUGGCGACGACAGCCUGCACGCCCGGAUGGAGGUCGCCGGCGCCUCCGACGGCGCCUCCGACGGCGGUGACGGCGUCGUGGCGUUUGCCUUGGACGUUGACGCUGACGAAAAUGAUGAUACGGAUGUCCCCGAGGGAGAGGAGUCAAUACAGCUGCAGCAGCAACGGCUGCAGCAACACCUGGAGGAGGACGACGAGGAGGAGGAGGACCUCCUGUAUAGUGGCGAUGCUGGAGGCGUCCAGGGAGGCGUCCAGCGGCGGGGGCCCGCCGCGGCGGCGCCGCUGCCCGAGUCCCAGGAAGUCCGCCCUGCAGCAGGUGCCGUACAGCUAGGCGGCGAUCACAAUAAGAAGUCCAAGGUUCCAAUGGGUGCCCUCGGUGACGGCGGCGUUGCCCACGAGCCGUCAGAUCAUUCUCUUUCCUUUUCCAUCAGCUUCAGUCACUUGGUCGCACCGGAGGCCGCAACACGUGGUGGUGGCGGCGGUGGUAGUGGCGGGGGGGUCAUUGGAAGGGCUCAGCACAACCUGCCAUCGAUCAGGAGGCGCUACGGGUCCUAG